GCUGUCGCGCGCGCCGGUCGCACGUCUGAAGCGACGCUGUAGUCAUAAUAUGGAUAUAUAUAACAUCCGCGCCCUCGUCAACAUUCACUUCUGUUAUUUGUGGUUUUGCGAAGUCUCCGACAAGUAUAAAUGGAUUAUAUUGUAAAUCGCAUCCGGUGUGGGAUAGAUUUAAGUACUUAGUGGGAUAAAUAAGAAUUAGGGUGUAAAUGUGUUUUGUGUGUAGUGAAUAAAUAACUUAUUAUGUAUAGAAACAUAGACACGAAGAUGGAAUGUUACAGACUGCUGUUGUUGCAAACGUGCUUCCUGCGCUAGUUAGUGAUUCGGUCAUAGAUAGUUUAUAAAGACAAAUCUGAUUCGGUUAGAAGUUAGUUAAGUGAUAACCGGAGCAUGCUGAUCAAUACAUUUCUGGACACUGAGGAUUUUGUACAUCUGUACUAUCCAGAAGAUGAGACCCCGGCAGCGCAGGGUUGUGGCGCAGGUGCCCGCCUCGCCUCCAAGUACCCCCGACCGCCCUCGCCUGACUUCAAACAGUCGGCGUCCUCCAGCGCCAUGAGUGAGCGUGAUCGUUACCGCGCCCCUCCCCAGCCGGAGCCCCCGCCGCACCGCGUCCGGGCCUCGGACCUCUAUCCGAGGACCAGGCCUCACCUGGACGAGCCCGGCCUGGAGGCUGGCUUCGCUACCAUAUGUGGCGAGUUCGUACAGUUCAUCGGACGUACGUCUGAUGGCGGGACUAUCGCCAUGUCCAACUACCGCCUUCACCUCCAGCCUCGGCGACGCACCGGUAGCCUCGGGUCCUCCGUGCCGCUUCGCCUGAUCGAGGCGCUGGAGAUCAGAGACCUGCUGUGUCUCAUAAUACUCUGCAAGCACGGACGACAACUCAAAUGUUCGUUCAACACUGGCGAUCAGUGUGUGGAGUGGUGGAGGAGGCUGAACACGGCGCUGGUGCCAGUCAGUACAUUACAGGAGACGUUCGCUGCGGCCUACGCUGCCUGGGCCAAGGAACAGCCUAACAACUCCGUCCACAGGGCGCUCAUGAGGGCCUCCCAGCCGCCUCAGAGACACUGGUUCAAACCUGAGUUGGACAGGCUCGGAUUCACAAUGAAGGGUGCGUGGCGCGUGUCGGCCGCCAACGUGGAGUACAAGCUGUGCGGAUCCUACCCCCCGCUGCUGGUGGUGCCGGCCUCUGUAGGGGACGAUGACCUUGAAUCCGUCGCGCGUUUCCGCGCCAUGCGUCGUAUCCCGGCGGUGGUGUGGCGUCACCGCGUGUCCGGGGGUAUCAUCGCGAGGUCCAGUCAGCCCGAGGUCGGCUGGCUGGGCUGGCGCUCCGCCGAGGACGAGCGACUGCUGGCCGCCUUCGUGCACGCCUGCAACCAGGACAGGCCCAUACCCAAUAAGCAACUGAAGCUGCUGAUAGUGGACGCACGCUCGUACGCGUCCGCGGUGACGAACCGUGCUCGUGGUGGGGGGUGCGAGUGUGCUCAGUACUACCCCGCGGCUGAUAUACAGUUCAUGUCGCUGCCCAACAUCCAUCACGUGAGGAGGAGCUUCCAGCAGCUGAGAGCUCUGGCUGCUGAACCACCAGAUCAACCCAAUUGGCACAGUUCCCUAGAGCGUACACUAUGGCCUCAGUACGUGUCGGGGGUGCUGCGAGCGGCGGCGGCCGUGUCCCGAGCGGCCGCGGCCGGUCGACCUGUGCUCGUGCACUGCUCCGACGGCUGGGACCGUACACCGCAGCUGGUCGCCGCCGCCCAGAUCAUACUCGACCCUCACUACAGGACCAUAGAGGGUUUCCGCACGUUGAUCGAGCGCGAGUGGUUGGACUUCGGUCACAAGUUCGGUGAUCGCUGCGGCCACUCGUUCGGUGGCGAGGAUCCCAACGAGCGCUCGCCCGUGUUCCUCCAGUGGUUGCAUUGCAUCUACCAGCUCAUGCUGCAGUAUCCCUGCAGCUUCGAGUUCAACGAGGCCUACCUGAUAAAGCUGGCUGUUCACGUGCAUUCGUGUAUGUUCGGUACGUUCCUGUGUAACUCGAGCCGUGAACGUGUCGAGUAUCACACGGCUCACACCGCUCAAGUGUGGCGCCUGUUGUCCUCCCCCGCCUACAGGAACCAUCUAUACACUCCGCACGAGGAUCAGGUGAUAUGGCCGGAGUGUAGCGUGCGGUCCAUGCAGGUGUGGUGGGGAGUGCUGCUGGGAGAGAGAGAGCGGGAGCCGCCGCGACACAACACACACGUCGACAACAACACAACAAACAACACAAACAACAUACACAACGGUCUAAUGACGAAGACGAGAUCCUGCGAUAAUCUCCACGGAGGCGAGAAGAAGACGACCCAACGCCGGUGUAGCGACCCCAGUCUGGCGCCCGACAUCAUGAAAUUAUCGUUACUGAAUGGAAGCGAAAUACCAGACGCACAAACAGACACCGACACGGAUCAGGUGGACGGUCUUCAUCCUGAUCACUUUGACAAUCAUCUCCGAGACAUAACAAGCAACUCCUCGUCGCUGGAGAGGGAGCUGGUGUCAUUGCCGCCCGUCACCCUGGACGCCAAGGAACAGGACAACCUCACCAACAGCACAGACAACGACGAGCCGAACGAAGCUCUCACCAUUACCACAAUCACCACCAUCGACACCAUCAACCAUGACGACCUGAAAAUUAGCUCCUCCAACCAUGAUAUUAUGAACCGAGACGCUAUGGAGCUCAGCACCUUGAACAACGACCCUGUCAACCACACCCCGGCGAGCCCCUGCGCCCGACUGGAGGUCGACUCGCCCGAAGAGCCCGCUGUAUUUGUUUGUGAAACCUACACCGACGUCAUCGGCAUGGCGGAGGCCGCUCGCGAGUCCGCGCGCACCCGGAACAUAAGUAUAACGUGGCGGUCGAUAUCGGAGUCGAGCAACCAGUCCUCGACCGGCUUCGACAUCGGAGACAACUCGCCGCAGACGCGCCUCGAGCCCGCGACUCGACUCGACCCGCAGGAGAUCAACAACCACAACUCCACUGACGGGGAUGUCGUCAACCAUAACAUUGUGACCAACAUGACGAACCACAACAGGGGAGACGGACUGGAGGGGGUCAACGGGGUCUCUGACGUCACUAACAAUUUCCUGGAGGUAGAUCUUAAUGCAUGCGCGUCACCGUGUAGCUCGUCCGACUCGUGCUGCGAGGCGGUGCGCGGCUCCAGCCAGCUCACUCUGUGCCCGGCCACGCCGCCUCACACACACGGCGCGUGUUGCGCUUGCUCCAGCGAGGCGGAAGAGGCGGACGAGACGUUGGAGGUGACGACGGCCGCUCGGACGGGCUGGUCGUGUUCGUGCGGCAGAGCGAGAGCUGUGGAAGGAUGCAGGGACUCGCUGGAGGGGGUGGACGGUUUGGACGGCCUGCCUCUAGCCAGCGACCCCGUCCAGGCCAGGCUACAUCAAAUCAUACUACAACAUAAGAAAAUGGUGGAAGAUUUAAACGGACAAUUGCGGGAAGCGCGCGAGGCUUUGAGACGUGCGUCAGGGGUUCGGACCCCCGCGGCCGUGACACGACCCCCACACGCCCAGAGCCCUACCGGCGUGUCAUCCUCGUGUGUGACGUGUGUGGGUCCCGGAGCUCCGGGCGGGUCCAGCUCGGGCAGCUCCAGCGCCUCGGAGUUGGAGGUGUGUGAGGAGGCGCGGGUCCGUUGGUUGCCGGACGCCGCCGCUCCUCGUUGCCAACACUGCCGGAACUCCUUCUGGCUGGCGAGGCGUCGACACCACUGCCGGAGGUGCGGUGGUAUAUUCUGUGGCUCCUGCUCCGAGAUGUCUCCGUGGGGUGACAUGGGUGCCGUCCGAGUGUGCCGCCGCUGUCGGGCACUCCGGUGACCGCCUCGGCCCACCACCCCGGCCCUCGCCCCCGGCCCGCCAAACGCCGAAGCCCUAUGAACGAACACCCCCCUCGAUCGCCCUAACGUCUAGUUCUGUCAUUCGAAUACUUUGGUCUGUCCUAGCCAUCGACCCCUAACGCAUUCGCCCCGUCGAGAUAAUGAUCAACGUUCAUCGAUCCAACAUAUCGUGAUGUUUUAAGAAGAUUUGUAAAUCGAAGGAAAACUUCCGAUCCAAAAACAUAAGUAAAGCUGUGGCUGCGAUGGCAGAUAGAGACGUAGCGGAGCGAGAUGUCGUAAGCUUUCCCACUCACUAGUCAGUCGCUUCGUCAGUAAACGCGAGUGAAUGUUACACCUGCAUGACAUCGCUAACAUGAAACAUUACAAUUAAAAACAUCAAGACAAAUAGAUAAUGAAAUAGCGAUUUAAUGAUAUCGAAGUAAGGACAAAGUUGUGAUCGUAUUUAGAUAAAAUGAUAUAUUAAUGAAAUUAUCGUCCAGGUUAUAAGUUUCUUCGUCAGUUGUCAUCGGAGACUGAAUUUAGUUAAAUUGAUUCGUACUGGGUGAGCGAAGUCACUAGUACAAGUACAACUACGUCUGUGACCGUCGCCCUUCUAGUGACACGGGCUACUCACACUACAGACACUAAGAUCUAUUCGGACACAACAAGCGAGACGAGAAGCCAUUUUGUUUGCCUUAACCGUAAUAUCAGUCGCUUUGAUGCUGACUUGUCAUUGUUUUCUUCGUGACAUUGAUGAUAACUUUUGAAACAUACGUCCGUAAGCGGUCAGCGAGCGCCAUGUUUAACUGUAACCGUACGGGGAACUGUCGCCGCCGGCACUGGGUCACUCCUGUUUGUUUGUUCACCACGCGUAUAUCGUCAUUAUAAUAUUUAUAAAGUUCGUACACCGCCGUAUCACCGCCAUCUUUCAUUUAGUGUUGUAUCGACAACGUGCGAUCCUCAGCCUCGUCUUGACCUAAGUCUCCCGAAUUUAUUUAUUCUUUGAAAAUAAAGAUUAUUUUUUAAGUUUCUCGUUUACACUAGUUUUGUUGUAAUGUAUAUUUUGUUUAUAGACAAGAUUUAGUCAAGGCGAGAACCGAAGUACGUACGUCCAACGAAGGAAUUGUUACUAUUAUAUGUUACAUUCAAAGAUCGAAGUGAUUUAAAAAAAGAACACGUUUGUGACCAAUGAAUGACAUUAUGUAAAAUAAAGCAUAUUUAGUUUAA
Messenger RNA from Danaus plexippus (monarch butterfly), 5075 nucleotides. Its product is annotated as myotubularin-related protein 3. The record is from RefSeq and is a predicted model, not a curated record. Gene Ontology annotation, biological process: dephosphorylation; regulation of autophagy. The transcript is spliced from 21 exons. Lineage: Eukaryota; Metazoa; Arthropoda; Insecta; Lepidoptera; Nymphalidae. The coding region runs from base 388 to 3849 and encodes 1153 amino acids. Gene Ontology annotation, molecular function: phosphatidylinositol-3,5-bisphosphate 3-phosphatase activity; protein phosphatase binding; metal ion binding.